AUUUAGAUGUCUAGAAUAACAUAAGAAUUAUUAAGAAAAAGAGCAGAGCAUAAUGAAAUGAUGUUAACAAAUUUAGAAGAAAUUUCAAUUCAUUAAGAGGAGAUAGUGAAGAUUGAGAAUUUGGAUGUAUAUUGUCGACAUUUGAAAAUAUUAUUGUUAUAAAACAAUAUAAUUGAGAAGAUGGAAAAUUUAAAUAAACUUCGAGAAUUGGAAUACUUAAAUUUAGCAUUAAAUAAUAUUAGAGUGAUAGAGGGAAUAGAAAAUUGUGAAUCAUUAAUGAAGUUAGAUAUGACAGUGAAUUUUGUAGAUUUAUAGAAUAUAGAGAAAUCAGUAUAAUGUCUUUAGAAAUGUAGAUUGAAAGAAUUAUAUUUAACAGGGAAUCCAUGUACGGAGUAAAUAAAUUAAAAUAUAAAUUAUUAGUUGGAAAGGAUAUAGGGAUUAUAUAAUAAGUUAAGUAGAUUCUCUACAUUCAUUGGAUGGUAAAGAAAUAACGCAUACAGAAAGAAUUAAGGCAAAAUAGAUAUUAGGUUAAUUAUAAAAAGAAUUAAUAUAUGCAAUAGAGGAAGAAAAGAUUAAAGAGGAGUAGAGAAUACAUGAAGAGAAGAUAAGAAAAGAAUUUAAUCCAAAUAGUGAAGAUAAAGUAGCAUAUACUCCUGAGACAAGGAAGGAGAUGUAUUUAAAAUAAGCAAAAGAGAAGUAAUUAAAUAAUUAAUAUAAAUAAUAGAGAGGAAAAAGAGAGAUAAAGAAAUCCUGAAAAGUUUAAGGAAAAAUAAGAAACAACAAUAUUUAUGAAUGAUGGAAAAAUUAGAUAAUGUGAUGAGGGUGGUUAUAAGCCUUAUUUAAAUAAUUGGGAAGAUCCAGAGAAUGUGAUAUUUAAGAUGAAUAUUCCUAAAUAUUUAGAUACAUCAUUAAUUUAAGUAAAUGUGAAUCCAACUUAUGUAUCUGUAAGAGUUAAAGGGAAAUUAACAUAAAUUCGAUUAGAUGAAGAAGUAUUUGCAGAAAAAUCUAAGAUUUAAAGAUCAGAAAUAACAGGAGAAUUACUUAUUACGAUGCCUAAAGUUAAUCCUAAUGAAAUAUUAAAAUAAAUAGCAGAAAGAAAGAAAAAAGAGGAAUAAUAAAAAUAAUAAGAAUAAAUUAAAUAAUAAGAAUUGAAAUAGAAAUAGGAAAGAUAGAAUUUAGAUUUAUUAAUAUUAAAAGCAUAAGCAAAAUUAACUUAAUAAAUUGAUGAUGAUAUACCUGAAUUAGAAUGA
Messenger RNA from Paramecium sonneborni, 1250 nucleotides. Lineage: Eukaryota; Ciliophora; Oligohymenophorea; Peniculida; Parameciidae. The record is from the annotation of a GenBank genome assembly.